Messenger RNA from Nannizzia gypsea CBS 118893, 2154 nucleotides. RefSeq names its product DNA-binding protein SMUBP-2. The transcript has 5 exons. Bases 1 to 2154 code for a protein of 717 amino acids. Gene Ontology annotation, molecular function: ATP hydrolysis activity; 5'-3' DNA helicase activity. Lineage: Eukaryota; Fungi; Ascomycota; Eurotiomycetes; Onygenales; Arthrodermataceae. The record is from RefSeq and is a predicted model, not a curated record.
AUGCCGAUAUCAGUGUCCAGCUUUGCGCAGAUACAACAGCGUCUCCUUCUGGCCGAGCAUGAAGAUGAGAUAGCGUCUUCUCCGCUGUCCUCUAGCUCUGCUGCUGCAUCGGCUUCCACCCGACGAGCUCUGCAGAAUGCUGGCCAUGCACUCACUGGUAUGGUCCUCACCAACUGCCGGACAGGUAUGGGAGGUCGAGAAGUAGGCGAAUUCAGUCUUGAUACCGCUCUCUCGGGCUCUGGGCGGUCAAAGGGCGCCAGCAAAGACGAAGAUAAUACCCGACUAGGUGUCCAUGGCAUCACGGUGGGAGAUAUCGUCCGUGUCGAGGAGAUUUCCUCUGGCAAGACCACAACCAAAUCUAAGGCCGGGCAAGACGAUGAGAAGAGCCAUAGAGGCCUCGAAGGCGUCGUGACUCGUGUUGGCGAGAGAGCUAUCUGGGCUGCCUUUGGGGAUCGAGGCAAAGGGAAGCAAGAUGAAGACGGCGUCGACGAGCUGUGGGGGCGCAAGCUCUGGCUAGUCAAACUGGCGAACGAUGUUACCUACAGACGAAUGAACAUGACCAUGAUGAAACUAGAAAAGAUGCAAGAAUCAGAAUAUUCCCAGCUCAUCCGAGUGCUAUUCGGGCAUACUACACCCUCACCCCUGGACUUUGAAUCCGUUGGUCAGCUGGAGUUCAUGGAUGGAUCCCUUAAUGGCUCCCAGAAAGAAGCCAUCCGGUUUGCUCUUGCAUCAAGAGAGAUAGCACUCAUCCAUGGGCCACCAGGCACAGGAAAGACUCAUACGCUCAUUGAACUGAUUCGCCAGCUGGUCCAACGCAAAAAGAGGGUUUUGGUCUGCGGUCCGUCAAACAUCUCUGUCGACAAUAUAGUCGAGCGUCUUGCCUCUCAAAAAGUAUCCUUGGUUCGGAUAGGGCAUCCAGCACGUCUACUGUCAUCAGUUCUAGACCAUUCACUAGAAGUCCUGUCUCAAACGUCUGAAGCUGCUGCAAUAGUGAAGGAUGUUAGGAAGGAGAUUGAUUUAAAACAAGCUAGUAUUCGCAAGACCAGGAACGGGAGGGAGCGUCGAGCUAUAUACGGUGAUCUUAGAGAACUCCGCAAAGAAUUCAGAGAACGCGAAUCGAAAUGCGUCGACAAUAUCGUCUCCGGUAGCCAGGUGGUUCUCGGCACACUUCACGGGGCUGGAGGACAUCAACUCAAAAAUCAGAAAUUUGACGUCGUAAUUAUUGACGAAGCGAGUCAGGCAAGGGAAGCUCAGUGCUGGAUCCCACUGCUCUCUGCUAGCAAAGUUAUAUUGGCAGGAGACCAUCUCCAGCUGCCUCCAACAAUCAAGUCAAGGUCGUCAAGCAAGCCAGGUCAGAACAACUCUGCGUUAUGGGACAAGGAAGACCUUGAUCUUACCGAAUUAUCAAAUAAGUUUGACAUGCGGAACUUGGAGAUAACGCUCUUUGACAGGCUACUUUCACUCCAUGGCACAGCCAUAAAAAGGAUGCUCACUACUCAAUACCGCAUGCAUCAGAAGAUUAUGGACUUCCCCUCCGGUGAACUAUAUGAAUCCAAACUCAUAGCAGCUGACGCUGUUAGGGAAAGACUCCUUAAGGAUCUCCCAUAUGAAAUCGAGGAUAUAGACGAUACCAUAGAACCUUUGGUCUUCUACGACACGCAGGGAGGAGAUUUCCUUGAGAAAUCACCGGAUUCAACUAGUAUUUCUGCCAAGUCCCUCCUCGUGGAAAGUAAAUGUAACGACAUGGAGGCGGAGGUCGUCGCGAGACAUGUUGAGAAUUUGGUUUCUGCCGGUGUCAGGCCGGAAGACAUCGCUGUUAUCACACCUUAUAAUGCGCAGGUUGCUUUAUUAUCGCAACUUUUAAAACAGAAGUUCCCUACCCUUGAACUCGGUAGUGUGGAUGGUUUCCAAGGCCGUGAAAAGGAGGCAGUGGUUGUAAGUCUGGUCAGGAGCAACUCGGACCAUGAAGUAGGAUUCUUGGGAGAAAAAAGGAGAUUGAAUGCAGUUGCAAUGACCCGACCGCGGCGACACCUAUGUAUCUGUGGAGAUUCGGAAACCGUUGGCAGUGGAUCACCCUUUCUGAAGAGAUGGAUGGCUUUCUUAGAAGAAAAUGCCGACCUCAGAUACCCUGAUAUCAGCGAAUUUGCAAACUAA